AUGUGGAUUUAUGAGUACAUUCAUACUCGUAAAGAUGAAUCAUGUCUGUCUUCAGGCACAAACCCAUCUAACUUAGUUGGUACCCGAAUAUUAGAAUUAUACAAAGAACACAGUAUUGGGAGGUCAAGUAAGUGUACUUUCUGUUUCAAAGAUGACAAAUCCCUAUCUAGACAACACUUAAGUUUUAAAAUGAUUGAAAAAAAUGAUAUGCACAAUAUGACCAAUAAUUGUAAAGAUGAUGCAUUAAUUAAACAAGAAUAUGCUUUGGUGGUACAUAACAUGGGGAAAAAAACAAGACUUAUAACUGGUCAUGAUACUGGGGUUAAUAUGACCACGAAUACAGAUAGUUCUGAUAUCCAUAGGGACGGUAACAAACUGUUUAAAGAUAUUGACAGUAAAGAUAUUAUUACAAUAGAUCCGCCAAACUCGACAACAAAAUAUGGGUUUGAAUUGGGUAAUGAUACUUUUAUCGAGUUUACAUUUUCUCCAACUGUUUGGCUUAUAACAAAUACUGACACUUCUAGGAAGAUUCAUCAAUAUAUUGAGGCUUUGAAUAAUGUUGGCGUAUUUGCGGUUUCAGAUAUUCCAAUCAAAUUUAAACCUGAUUUAAUGAUUAUAACCAAAACACCAAGUGACUACGAUCCUGAUAUUAAAAAUAAUACUAAUAUACAUUCUUAUUAUUUGAACUACCUAUACGCAUUAACCAACAGAAUAAAUAUUGUGGAUGAAACAUUUGUAAAAAAGUUUUUGGAUAUAACCCAGUUCAAUCCACUACAAUUAAGCUCUUUAAUAAACCAAUGCAAAAUACUUACAUAUGAUUCAAAAUUGGAUGCUGCAAUUGACAAGUUACAAACAAUGACUUUUAACUUUGGCAACAAUGCUUUAAAAAGAUAUGUAGAAAAAUAUAUACCUGCAAUGAAGCAAGAUACAACGAGUAUUAAUUAUUCUGGUAAACUUGUUAAUAUAAGUACACUUCAAGAUAUUAAGGAAAUAGUUGAAUGUAUAUUAAUAAAUGAUUUUAGCGCAAUUAUUACGAUGCAAGAUCAAGACACUACAAUUAAUCGUACUGACAACGACAACAAAAGGAAGAGAAGAAGACCAAUUGAAAAGUUAGAGAAUAUGAUGUUAAGAGAAAAUUACAAGGAGGAAAAAGAAGUGGAACCUGUGGUAGCAAUGAAUGAGACAAUUCAUAUCAAUGGAACUAAUAAUACUAAUACGCGUGGAAAUAGUAGCGUUGAAAACAAAAGAAAGAAAAAAAAAGUUUUGCAAGGCAUUGAUGAUAUGGUAAUAUUUAAUGGAAACCUGGAUUCCAGUGAUAAUAAUGGCGUGACUGAUCGCAAUCGAAAUGGUGUAUCCAGCAUUAAGAAUAAUGAUAAAAACAACAUGAUAAAUGUUAAAAAUAACAGAAUUACCAAGCGCAUUACCAGUACUAAUAAAUCCAAAGUUAUUCCAUUGAAAAGACACAACUCUUUUUCGAUUUCAGAACAACAGGAACAAAAGGAACAAAAACCAAUAAAUAAUUAUGAUAUUACUCAAUCUAAGAAUGUAAUACCUCCUAAUGACUUGAAUUCACGGAAAAAGGAGUAUAUAUUAAAUAACAACAAUACCGACAAAGGUAAAAGAAGUAAUGAACUAUCAGCGAAAAGAAUGAAGAGUGUAAUCGAUGAAGUUAAAAGUAAAGAAAUCGAUAAAAUAACCCGAUCGACAACAUAUGCGACAGUAGAUGAAGCUGAGUUGACAGAAGAAGCUAUCACUAACUUUGCAGCAAUGGCAAUCGUGGUUGCACCUGCUAAAAAUAUAAUGAGGAAAACCAAUAAUUCACCAGCAUUCAAAAAACAGAACCAUGCUUCACCACAAAAAAGAAAGAACUUUAAAAAGUUUGUCAAAGUGUGGCCAAAAAAAAGUGACGAUGAACCGCCAUCCAACCAAGCUGCAUCAAUUGUUAAAAAUAAGGCAUAUUUAAUCACCAGAAAUUUUAUACCGCUAAAAAAUUACGAUAGGAACUCAAGAACACACAUACCAGAUUCUGAUGACGAAUUUUUAGAAAAUGGGAACGCCAGUAGCAAUUUUAGUGGUAAUAUAGUUAUUGAGAAAGAAAAUUUUAUUGAAUCUGCAAAUUACAACAAUCAUAUUAAUCAUGAUGAUGAUAAUAACAACAACAACAAAGAAAACGGUCUCUUUGUUACAGAACCACAAGAGUCUAGUCAAGAUUUAGAAUAUUUUAACUCACAAGAUGAAAAUAAGUUUUCCUUUACCCUACAAAGAAACAUUACUACCGUUAGAAAUCCUGAUGUUUUGUCACGCACACCAACACCUACGGUGUUACCAGCGUAUACACAUUGUUACAGGAAUAGAACAAGUAAUGAACUAAUAUUGGAAUCAGAGAAUAAAAACUGUGUCGAUGGUAGCAUUAAUGGGGAGAAUGGGAUAAAAGAUCAUAAAGUAAGAAGAAUCGCUAAAAAAAGAGAAUAUCACAAAUACGAGGAUGAUGACGAUGACGACGACGAACCGAGUUUUAAAUUCAAAUCUAAGUCAUAA
This is a messenger RNA of Saccharomycodes ludwigii, 2538 nucleotides long. RefSeq names its product Xrs2p (gene XRS2). The coding region runs from base 1 to 2538 and encodes 845 amino acids. Lineage: Eukaryota; Fungi; Ascomycota; Saccharomycetes; Saccharomycodales; Saccharomycodaceae. The record is from RefSeq and is a predicted model, not a curated record. The transcript has a single exon. Gene Ontology annotation, molecular function: protein binding.